AUGGCCGCGUCCACCAUGUCCCUCUGCUCCAGCGCCUGCACUGACUCCUGGCAGGUGGAUGACUGCCCAGAGAGCUGCUGCCAGCCCCCCUGCUGCGCCCCCAGCUGCUGCGCCCCAGCCUCCUGCCUGACCCUGGUCUGUACCCCAGUGAGCUGUGUGUCCAGCCCCUGCUGCCAGGCGGCCUGUGAGCCCAAUCCCUGCCAAUCAGGCUGCACCAGCUCCUGCACACCCUCGUGCUGCCAGCAGUCUAGCUGCCAGCCGGCUUGCUGCACCUCCUCCCCGUGUCAGCAGGCCUGCUGUGUGCCCGUCUGCUGCAAGCCCGUGUGCUGCAAGCCUGUGUGUUGUGUGCCCAUCUGCUGUGGGGCUUCUUCAUGCUGCCAGCAGUCUAGCUGCCAGCCGAUCUGCUGCACCUCCUCCCCCUGCCAGCAGUCCUGCUGUGUGCCCGUCUGCUGCAAGUCUGUCUGCUGCAAACCCAUCUGCUGUGUGCCUGUUUGCUCUGGCACUUCCUCUCCAUGCUGCCAGCAGUCUAGCUGCCAGCCGGCUUGCUGCACCACCUCCUGCUGCAGACCCUCCUCCUCCGUAUCCCUCCUCUGCCGCCCUGUGUGCAGGUCCAUCUGCUGUGUGCCUGUGCCCUCCUACUGUGCCCCCACCUCCUCCUGCCAGCCCAGCUGUUGCCGUCGAGCCUCCUGUGUGUCCCUCCUCUGCCGCCCCGCGUGCUCCCGCCCGGCCUGCUGA
This is a messenger RNA of Mandrillus leucophaeus (drill), 735 nucleotides long. RefSeq names its product keratin-associated protein 10-1-like. Bases 1 to 735 code for a protein of 244 amino acids. Gene Ontology annotation, cellular component: keratin filament. The record is from RefSeq and is a predicted model, not a curated record. NCBI's taxonomy places the organism in Eukaryota, Metazoa, Chordata, Mammalia, Primates, Cercopithecidae. The transcript has a single exon.